Molecule: messenger RNA, 2154 nt
Organism: Penicillium salamii
Lineage: Eukaryota; Fungi; Ascomycota; Eurotiomycetes; Eurotiales; Aspergillaceae
Source: the annotation of a GenBank genome assembly
AUGGAUCCUCCAAGCAUCCCCGACAAUCGUCCUCACAGACAAGCCAUGCCCCAUACCAUGAACGACAUGGACGGUCCAGCUUUCAGAGGCUCAGCACAAAAUUCCUUGCGGUCGCAUUCACCAGCUGGACAGGCCUUUGAACCCCAGGCUUUUGGUCAACCCGCGAUCGGGCGACCGCCAAUGACCCCGCGACAGCGAUCCAUGCAAUCGAGAGCCCCGUCACGACCACAGAGCUCGCUGAGCGCCUACCAACACGGCGCCAAUGGCAGCAAUGGUUCCAAUAACACCAAUGGCAACGGAUACCCCGGUGAACAGCCCGGCCGGAAACAAUCCAUUGAUCAGGCAUCCAUCGCAGAAUCAAACGCGACCCUGGACCUCGGCUACCAUUCGAUCGGCCAGCCGCAAGCACCACCGCGCAGCCCAAGACGCCUCUCAACCUCUAGCAAAACCUUCGAUCAAAGAUCUCUCAGUGCGCUCUCUCUAGAUCAAGAAUCAGUGGGAAAUCAAUCUCUAGGCCAUCAUUCCAUCGGCGGCCCACCGGGCGGCCACUACUCAUCUCCAUCAUCCCCGAACGGUCUACACCCAACCACGUCAAGCAGAUCACUUCGACGAAACUUUGUGGUCAAUGAACUUCCGGUCCUCCAACAAACCAAUCCAAAUGAAGGCUCCGACCAAUUUAAUCCCAUCAUCGAAGAAAAUGAAGAAGCAUCCUACGACCUGGUCGCGCCCUAUGAGGGCGAUGCAGCACCCCUCCACACCCUGGAACGCCAGGCAGAUUUGAUGUUCUGUAGGGAGCAUAUGCUAGCCAUUUUGAACAACCCUCGAUGGCUCGCGCGAUUCCGCGAAUUCCUCGCACAAGAGCGCCCAGGGGCAUUUUCGACACUGACAUAUUAUCUAAACGCCUCGAAGUCCUUGAAAGCAAUUGAAUAUGCGAAUGCGCUGGUCCGAUUGGCUGUUGAUGUGCCAACUGCCGGAAUUGAAACUGCCGAGCAGCCUGUUGGUCCGACGGUGAACAUGGCGCUUGAAAAGCGCGUGCAAGUCGCGCUGGAUGCCCUGACCGCCGAAGAAUUGCCGGCAUUCAUCACGGCAACUUGUAUCAAUAUCACCGGUAAGGUGGUCGAGGAACGGGUGCGCGGCACUCUCCCCGAUAAGUUCCAGGGAACCGCAGAUGCCCUGGCAGAGGUGUUCUGUUUGACAGAUCCUUCCAGACCGGAUAAUCCCAUCAUCUUUGCUUCUCAAGAAUUUCACCGAACGACACAAUACGGUAUGGACUAUGUCCUAGGCCGAAACUGUCGUUUCUUGCAAGGCCCGAAAACAAACCCCAACAGCGUGCGGCGUAUUCGCGAGGCACUGAAAGCUGGGCGUCAUCACUCCGAGCUCUUCCUCAACUAUCGCCGUGACGGAUCCCCAUUCAUGAACCUCCUUCAAAUGGCCCCUCUCUGCGACAGCCGCGGAAACAUCCGCUACUUCAUCGGUGCUCAAAUUGACGUCUCCGGUCUCGCAAUGGAAGGCGCCCAGAUGGAAUCUCUCCAAAACAUUCAGGCGCAAAAAGAGAACCCAGAAACCGAAGAUCUUGCCCCCAAAGAGUCCAAGUCCGAAUUCCAGGAACUCGGCGAACUCUUCAGUCCACGUGAAUUGCAAAAUGUCCGCGAACACGGCGGAAACCUCUUCCAACCGAUCGUCAAUGAAGACCCCAACCACCGUCUCUUCCUUCAAGACUCAGAUACGGAAAGCGAACACCACGCACCAUCAUCACACAGACAUACGCUUGUCCCCGAGCCUAGCGCCGGCUUGUCUCUGACAGGCGUUUAUAGAAACUUCCUUCUCGUCCGCCCAUACCCCUCCCUUCGCAUCCUUUUCACAUCGCCUUCUCUUCAAAUCCCCGGCAUGCUUCAGUCCUCCUUCUUGAACCGUAUUGGAGAGUCGGGUGUGAAGCGCGAUAACAUUCUCAGUGCCAUGAUGGCCGGUCGCAGUGUUACGGCGCGCAUCAAGUGGGUUACGAAGUUCAGCAGUGAUCAGGGUCGGAAUCGGUGGAUUCACUGUACGCCUUUGUUGGCGAAUAACGGGGAGAUUGGUGUCUGGAUGGUUGUUGUCAUUGAUGAUGAUGAGCAUGAGUCUGUUAGGUGGCAUGGGAAUUACCCGACCACUUACUAG